GUUGCACAUUGAGAGAAGUGUAACUGCAGCCUACCAUCCACAAACAAAUGGACUGGAUGAAAAAACAAACGACAAUAUAAAACGAGCUCUGAAGAAACUGGUUAACAACCAGCAGAAUGACUGGGACAUCUAUCUGGAUGCAACAUUAUUUUCUUUAAGGUCAAAGGUCCAUACAACCACUAAACAUUCACCAUUUCUGCUUAUGUACGGAAGAGAGGCAGUGUUUCCUUCACAGGUUCCCAUUGAAUUGCCACUUUCCACAAUCAUCCUCCCUGAUGAAGCAAGUUACGUGAUGAUGCUUUGGGCUGCAAAGGACACUGGGAGAGUUGAAGCAGUUGUUGGCCCAUACAAACUGUAUGAUCAUUCUUUUCGCACCCUGCAGGGGAAUGAGUGGCUUUCGGAUGAAGUUAUUGAUGCAUAUGUGCACUACAUUUUGGAGAAACAACAGAAACCAAUACACCAGAUGUGUGCAGUUGUGGCAACAUCUUUGUUUACUGGCAAAUUCCGAACUCUCAUGAAGAUGAAAUUUCCUGUGGUGGAGAAGUGGGCAUGCCCCGUGAAUGUUGGAGCCCAUUGGAUACUUUUGGUUGUCGACAUUCCCCUCAAAAAAAUCAUUCUGAUAGACCCAUUUGGAAAUGAAGCCUCCUAUGAGAGGAGAAUUUUGCGCAACUGGAGGAAUUUUAUGAAACAGAGAGGGGAUGAUGAGAACAGAGCAACAUGGACAGUAGCAACCCUGCAACACAACAAGCAGAGAGAUGGUAGCAGUUGCGGCGUUUUAAUUUUGAAGUUUGCUGAACAUCUCCUUUCAGAGGGAGACAUCAGUCGAGUUCAGACGACUUCAGAUUUCGUGACAAAUGCCCGAUUGGAAAUAGCCUGUUCCCUCCUGGAAUAUCAGGGCAAGGCAUUGGACUACUGUGUCAUUUGCUCCAUGAUGGAAGGCGAUGCUGACAAAACCCUAAUUGAAAUGGUCCAAUGCGACCACUGCAACAGAUGGGCACAUUUUCAAUGUGCAAAUUUUGAUCCAAAGAAUCAGUUUGCUUUCAUUUGUACAAAGUGUUUGUGAAAGUUUUUUUUUUCUUUUUGGCUUCAAAUACAUAUUAAAGUACCAGUA
This is a messenger RNA of Brienomyrus brachyistius, 1111 nucleotides long. RefSeq lists its product as uncharacterized. Lineage: Eukaryota; Metazoa; Chordata; Actinopteri; Osteoglossiformes; Mormyridae. Bases 203 to 1063 code for a protein of 286 amino acids. Gene Ontology annotation, biological process: proteolysis. Gene Ontology annotation, molecular function: cysteine-type peptidase activity. The transcript has 12 exons. The record is from RefSeq and is a predicted model, not a curated record.